Cynoglossus semilaevis (tongue sole) is the source of this 1311-nucleotide messenger RNA. It is a transcript of the gene ctsh, whose product is annotated as cathepsin H. The transcript has 12 exons. Bases 105 to 1082 code for a protein of 325 amino acids. NCBI's taxonomy places the organism in Eukaryota, Metazoa, Chordata, Actinopteri, Pleuronectiformes, Cynoglossidae. Gene Ontology annotation, biological process: proteolysis. Gene Ontology annotation, molecular function: cysteine-type peptidase activity. The record is from RefSeq and is a predicted model, not a curated record.
GGUUUCUGUAGCUACUGUUUCCUCUUCAUUUGUUUGGCCUCAGCAGCUGAAGUUUCACUUCACUUUCAACUUCUGCCUCGUUUUGUUCAACUUUUACGAUCAGGAUGAUAACGAUUAUUUUUCUCUGCGCGUUGCUAGCUGCAGCUCCAGCCUUACACCUGUCUGAAAAAGACGAGUCUCAAUUCAAGUCCUGGAUGACGCAGUACAACAGAGUGUACAACGAAGAGGAGUACUACAAGAGACUGCAGAUAUUCACGGAGAAUAAGAGGAGGAUCGAGAAACACAAUGAAGGAAACCACUCUUUUACAAUGAGUCUGAACCAGUUUUCCGACAUGACUUUUGGGGAAUUCAAAAAGACGUAUCUCUGGUCUGAGCCACAGAACUGCUCUGCAACCAGAGGAAACUACAGGAGCAGCAACAAGCUUCUACCAGAUUCUGUUGACUGGAGGAAGAAAGGAAACUACGUGACGGACGUGAAAAAUCAGGGAAACUGCGGCAGCUGCUGGACUUUUUCCACAACUGGUUGUUUGGAGUCUGUCACUGCCAUCGCCACUGGAAAACUAGUACCACUGUCAGAACAGCAGCUGGUGGACUGUGCUCAGGACUUCAACAACCACGGAUGUAACGGUGGUCUCCCCAGUCAAGCCUUUGAAUACAUCAUGUACAACAAAGGACUGAUGACUGAGGCAGACUAUCCAUACAGAGCUUAUGAAGGCUCGUGUGUGUAUCAGCCGGAACACGCUGCUGCUUUCGUAAAAGAAGUGAUGAACAUAACAGCCUAUGACGAAGCAGGGUUGGAGGACUCUGUGGCCACACGGAAUCCAGUCAGCUUCGCCUUUGAGGUGACCUCUGACUUCAUGUCUUACGACCAGGGCGUGUACACCAGCACUGAAUGCCACAACACCACAGACAAGGUGAACCACGCAGUGCUGGCCGUCGGUUACGGACAAGAGAACGGCACCUCCUACUGGAUAGUAAAGAACUCAUGGUCCUCUCACUGGGGGAUGAACGGAUAUUUUCUGAUUGAACGUGGGAAGAACAUGUGUGGACUCGCUGCCUGUGCAUCUUUCCCCGUGGUUUGACCUCUACAGUAUAAAGAGACACUAGUGUUCCAAGGCUGAGAGUGAAGCCAAAGUCAGUCUUUGGACACAGCUGGGGUUUAAAGCCAUAUCAGUAGUACAAUCAAUCAAUCAACUAAUCAAUCAAUCAACAUUUUACAAAUCACUUUUUCUAUUUGUCACAAUAAUGUGAAGUGUUUCUAACAAUGAUGGGCUAUAAUUUUAAAAUAAAAGCAUAAUAAUAAAAGUAUAA